GGCUGCAGCGGGCCGCCCAUGGCAUGCGGCUGGGUGACGGUGCCGUGCGACUGCAGGAGGAGGUGAAGGUGAAGAUGAAGGAGCUGAACGAGCACAUCGUGUGCUGCCUGUGCGCCGGGUACUUCAUCGACGCCACCACCAUCACCGAGUGCCUGCACACCUUCUGCAAGAGCUGCAUCGUGAAGUACCUGCAGACCAGCAAGUACUGCCCCAUGUGCAACACCAAGAUCCAUGAGACGCAGCCGCUGCUCAACCUGAAGCUGGACCGCGUCAUGCAGGACAUCGUGUACAAGCUGGUGCCCGGCCUGCAGGAGAGUGAAGAGAAGAGGAUCCGGGAGUUCUACCAGUCCCGUGGCCUCGACCGGGUGACGCAGCCCAGCGGCGACGACAUGGUGGGGGGUGACCCCAUGGGGCUGCCCUACAGCACCUUCGACCAUUCCCGUGCCCACUACUUCCGCUACGAUGAGCACGUCUCGCUGUGCCUGGAGAAGCAGAGCUCCAGUAAGGACAAGAGCAAGGCCGUUCUGCAGCAGAAGUACGUGAGGUGCUCCGUGCGGGCGCAGAUCCGGCACCUGCGGAGGGUCCUGUGCCACCGCCUGGGGCUGCCGCUGCAGCACGUGCAGAUCCUGUUCAACGGCGAGGCGCUCCCCGACCACAUGACGAUGAAGCAGCUCUGGCUCUCACGCUGGUUUGGCAAGCCUGCACCGCUCCUGCUGCACUACAGCAUCAAGGACAAGUGGAGGUUGGGGCGGGGGGCGGGUGCUGCCCCCCCCCCCCCGCAGCACAGCCCUGCUCCUGCCCCCCCUUCCCCCCCUUUAACUUAA
Messenger RNA from Lagopus leucura (white-tailed ptarmigan), 824 nucleotides. It is a transcript of the gene PCGF1, whose product is annotated as polycomb group ring finger 1. Lineage: Eukaryota; Metazoa; Chordata; Aves; Galliformes; Phasianidae. Gene Ontology annotation, cellular component: PRC1 complex. Gene Ontology annotation, biological process: negative regulation of transcription by RNA polymerase II. The record is from RefSeq and is a predicted model, not a curated record. Gene Ontology annotation, molecular function: promoter-specific chromatin binding; protein binding. Bases 24 to 824 code for a protein of 266 amino acids. The transcript is spliced from 8 exons.